Molecule: messenger RNA, 1436 nt
Organism: Fundulus heteroclitus (mummichog)
Lineage: Eukaryota; Metazoa; Chordata; Actinopteri; Cyprinodontiformes; Fundulidae
Product: kinesin-like protein KIF20B
Exons: 7
Coding region: 74-733 (219 amino acids)
Source: RefSeq, a predicted model, not a curated record
UGGUUGCGGGACAUCACCGUGUUGUUGUGUUUUGUCGAGUGAAAACUGCGAGCUGGAGGCCAAGCAGCGGGUGAUGGAGGACAUGCGUCUGGCCCUGACUGAGCAGGAGGAGACCCAGGAGCAGAUGGAGCAGGUCCUGGAGGAGAAGAUGGCGCUCCUCCAGGAGCUCUCUGCUGAGGUAAACAGGCUGAAGGAGAAGGUGCUGCAGCAGAACCAGGGAGCCGGCGGGCCCUCAGAGGACCUGGACCUGGCCAAGGAUGAAGCUUCACGAGCUCAGGAGAGCUUAAAGAUCCUGACAGAGAAGAGCCAGGCUGAACGCAGGAGGUGGCAGGAGGAGAAGCUGUCUCUGAUUGGUCAAGCCAAAGAGGCAGAAGACAAGAGGAACCAGGAAAUGAGGAAGUUUGCAGAAGACCGAGAGCGCUACUGCCGCCAGCAGAGCCUCUUAGAGUCCAAGCUGCUGGAGAAGGAGGCGGCCAUGGAGAGCUGGAGGAAGGAGAGGGACGCCCUGGUUGCUGCCCUGGAGGUGCAGCUGCAGAAGCUGCUGUCCAGCCAAGCAGAGAAAGACAAAGUCAUCAAGGAGCUGAGUGAGCAGAGCUCAAAGCAGCCAGCAGAGGUCAGUGUGGCGCCACCGCUUCCUUCCUCCUACGUCCUGCUGUCUCCCGAUCUACGAGCAAACACCCGGAUCCCUCAUAAGCGCUCGGAGGAAGACGCUCCGCAGUCAUCUUUACGUUGACAACUGUCUGGACUACUUUGGCGAGCGAUCAUGUAUGCGUAUCCCGUGUUGCGUAAAACUCCUCAGGGUCGACUCCUGAUGGGCCGACUGAGGAGGCAAAUAGGAGUACGGUGGUGGUGGCCGGGAGGGCCCGGCGUAAGGAGGAGGUUCUGGCCGAGGCCGCUGCCUUUGUGAGGCAGAACGGAGGGGAUCCUGGUGACCAGUUCCUGGUUCUGGCUCAUUGUAAGAUCCAGUUUGGAAAACACCAGAACCAGAGGUUCCGCUGGCUGCUGGAGAACUCCCUGGGUUACGCGGUGUAGCUGGUCAGCAGCAUCACGGGGGAGGAGGAGAGGGAGGAGCCGCUGUCGGCCAGCAAACACCUGUUUCUCAGGUACACCUCCCAGAUCAGGGAGAUAGGGGAGGCUGUGGAGGUGUAUGGGAAGAAGCAGGCCUUGCUCCAGGAGGCCCAGAGGAGCGGUGACUCUGGGUGUUUGAUGGUGGAGUAUGGCGACUUCAAGGGCAGGUCCAUGAAGGAGGUGUAUGAGGAGCCAGGCAAGGAGGCCCAGGCUCUGGUCACCUACCUGAAGACAGCAAAGGCCAGGCCAAACACCAACAUGGCCCUUUUCAAGGACUAUGUGCUGAAGAGGCAGGCUUCAGCUGUAGCCCACCUGCCCACUGUGACAGCUCCUUCCUCCUCCUUCCUCCUCCUCCUCCUCCUCCUCCU